Molecule: messenger RNA, 1520 nt
Organism: Salvelinus sp. IW2-2015
Lineage: Eukaryota; Metazoa; Chordata; Actinopteri; Salmoniformes; Salmonidae
Gene: lcmt1
Product: leucine carboxyl methyltransferase 1
Biological process (GO): C-terminal protein methylation
Cellular component (GO): cytosol
Molecular function (GO): protein C-terminal leucine carboxyl O-methyltransferase activity
Source: RefSeq, a predicted model, not a curated record
AGAAGAACACAUACAUUGUAGGCACCGGAUGUUGAAGACUGGCAAGCUCCUUCAGCCGAGCAGUGGUAGCUAAAUAAUGCCAAUUUAACCGAAUUUCUUGCAUAUGUUAUGCGACAGUAGUUAAAUGAUUUAACUGCUUCUUAUAUCAAUUCGUCCAUCUACUAUAGAGUUUGGCCAACUGGCUUGUCAAGUUGUUUUGCCCGGCAGCAAAGCUACGGUCAAAGUUAUACAGUGUUAGCAACUAGCUAACGUUAGCCACAUUGGAACAGCUGAUGCAUUUGGUGUUGCAGAGAAUACCGUUUUUCUUUUUAAAUAUUAACAACAGGGACUUUUGUAUGAGGUGUGAAACUGUUAGAUGGCUGCCCGACAACCCUUCACAGAUUUAGACACUGCCGACGAAGCAGUGAGGUCGACUUGUGACGAUGCAACGACAUGCAAAAGAUAUGCAACCAGUAAAGGCUACUGGACGGACCCCUAUGUCCAGUAUUUUGUGAGGUCGGUAGGGGAACGAAAAGCUCCAGAAAUUAACAGAGGCUACUAUGCCCGCGUGCAGGGAAUGAACUACCUCCUGGAUGCCUUCCUCAGGAAAACAAAGUGUGACUGUCAGAUAGUGAACCUGGGGGCAGGGCUGGACACCACUUUCUGGAGGCUAAAGGAUGAAAACCUCAUGCCUAGAAAAUAUUUUGAAGUUGACUUUCCAAUGAUUGCUGCCAGGAAAAUACACAACAUAAAGACAAAACCACCACUGUCAAAACCUCUCAUUGAGACCCACUCCACAGACUCACUAUUACUAGAUGGCCACAGUCUAGACUCAGACAGGUACUGCAUCAUCGGUGCUGACCUCAGGGACAUCCCAGGCCUAGAUGACAAACUGAAGAAGUUCCAUCUCAACCCAGAGUUGCCUACGUUGUUCCUGUCAGAGUGUGUGCUGGUCUACAUGACUCCAGAUCAGUCAUCCAAGCUGGUGAACUGGGCCUCAGUCACCUUCCACACAGCCAUGUUCGUCAACUAUGAGCAGGUGAACAUGCUGGAUCGUUUUGGCCAGGUGAUGAUUGAGAAUCUGCAGCGUCGUCAGUGUAAUCUGGCAGGAGUGGAGGUGUGUCAGUCACUGGAAUCGCAGAAAGAGCGCUUCCUAAAGACGGGCUGGGAGAAUGCAGAUGCUCUGGACAUGAUGACUGUGUACAGUGUUAUACCUCAGGAUGAUGUGGCAAGAAUAGAGCGUCUGGAAUUUCUGGAUGAGAAGGAACUUCUGCAGCAGCUCCUCCAACAUUACAGUAUCUGCUGGGCCACCAAGGACAAGCUCAAGCUAGGACUCUCACAAGUUGCUUUCUGAACCUGGACUGGACCGUCUGUCUUAAGCCUGUUUCUCUGUGCCAUGAUCAACACCACCAUGUAAGGAAGAAGGAACCCGUUAACAUCAGACUCCAGUCCUGUCUGUCUUUGUUUCAAAUAAAGUGUGGGAAACUUCUGGCAUCAGCAGAAUUCUACUUAAUGUGUUUCCUUUGCAUCCCAUAAGUGCA